AAAGACCAUAAUAGUCUUUCUCAAAGAGACUGAGAGGGAGCUGGGAUCUGAAUCAUCUGUUCUUCCCUCUCGUCAAUUCGAUCCUUCCGCUCCUCCACCACCACCUCCGGCUUAUUAAUCUAAUAAAGUACGUGGAAAUCUGGAAUUACCCCCAUUGAAACUCAGUAAUUCCUGUCAUGUCCCUCAACAUGAAGAAAACCUUUACCGAAGCACUGGCCAAGGCGUCGGCUGUGAUCGAGAAAACCGUCCAGACUACCGUACAGGAGGUCACCGGACCACGGGCCUUGCAAGACUUUGAUCUCAUUGAUCAGAUCGGGUCAGCCGGACCUGGCCUUGUCUGGAAGCUGUACUCCGCCAAGGCCCGAGAUGGACACUCGGUUUAUCCUAAUGUAUGCGUGUGGGUUCUCGAUAAGCGUGCUCUUUCUGAAGCGAGACAGCGUUCUGGGCUCUCAAAGACGGCUGAGGAUGCUUUCCUUGAUAUGGUACGGGCAGAUGCUGCACGACUUGUUCGGUUGAGGCACCCUGGAGUGGUGCAUGUCGUUCAGGCCCUCGAUGAGACUAAGAAUUCCAUGGCGAUGGUAACUGAGCCGUUAUUUGCUUCCGCUGCAAAUGUGCUGGGAAAUAUGGAUAACAUUGAGAAAGCGUCCAAGGAGCUCAAAGGAAUAGAAAUGGGAUUGUUAGAGGUGAAACAUGGCUUGCUUCAGAUGGCAGAGACCUUGGAUUUCCUUCACAACAAUGCCCAUCUGGUUCAUCGGAGUAUAUCACCCGAGACUGUCCUCAUUACCUCAAAUGGAGCUUGGAAGCUUGCUGGGUUUGGUUUUGCAGUAACCGCUCAAUCAUCCAGUGAUCCAUCCAACAUGCAGUCAUUCCACUAUGCUGAAUAUGAUGCUGAAGACUCUAUUAUACCCCUUCAGCCAUCAUUGAACUACACUGCUCCUGAAUUGGUUCGAAGUAAGGCAAAUUCUAUUGGAUUCUCCUCUGAUAUUUUCAGUUUUGGGUGUCUUGCCUACCAUUUGAUUGCUCGAAAGCCUUUGCUCGACUGUCACAACAAUGUCAAGAUGUACAUGAAUAGUUUGAAUUACUUAUCCAGUGAGGCUUUCUCCUCCAUACCAAAAGAGCUAGUUCCUGACUUGCAAAGAAUGCUGGCUACAGACGAGGCUACUAGACCAACAUCCAUUGAUUUUACAGGUUCAUCCUUCUUUCGAGAUGACACCAGGCUGCGUGCCCUUCGCUUCCUAGAUCACAUGCUUGAAAGAGAUAACAUGCAGAAGUCUGAGUUUCUAAAAGCAUUAUCUGACAUGUGGAAAGAGUUUGAUUCUCGCGUACUUCGCUAUAAGGUUCUUCCUCCACUCUGUGCAGAACUUAGAAAUUUGGUGAUGCAACCUAUGAUACUACCUAUGGUUCUGACUAUAGCAGAAUCUCAGGACAGAAAUGAUUUUGAAGUCUCAACCCUACCGUCUCUUGUUCCUGUGCUAAGUAGUGCUUCAGGUGAGACAUUAUUGCUACUUGUGAAGCGUGCAGACCUUGUUAUCAACAAGGCCAGUCAAGAUCAUUUAGUGACGCAUGUGUUGCCAAUGCUUGUACGGGCUUACGAUGACUCUGAUCCACGCUUGCAAGAAGAAGCCCUAAAGAAGACCGUGACCCUUGCUAAGCAACUCAACUCCCAGUUGGUAAAACAAGCAGUCGUGCCUCGUGUUCAUGGGUUGGCACUUAAAACAACUGUAGCUGCUGUAAGAGUCAAUGCGUUGUUAUGCUUGAGUGAUAUGAUAAACAUGCUCGAUAAGCAAUCAGUUUUGGAUAUACUGCAGACAAUCCAACGGUGUACUGCUGUUGAUCGUUCUGCCCCAACUUUAAUGUGUACCCUUGGUGUUGCUAAUUCUAUCUUAAAACAGUGUGGAAUAGAAUUUGCAACGGAGCAUGUUCUUCCGCUUCUUGUGCCUCUACUUAUCUCCCAGCAACUAAAUGUUCAACAAUUUGCGAAAUAUAUGGCUUUUGUCAAGGAUAUUCUCAGGAAGAUAGAAGAGAAAAAAGGAGUGACACUAUCCAACUCCGAAGUUCCCGAUGCAAAACCAUCCCGUGGCAGCGUCCUUGGCCCCCAGGAGCAGUUGGGGCAAUUGAAUAAAGCCAAUCUAUCUGUUCAGUCAUUUACUACUACUGCCGUGAGACCAAGCCCUUCAUGGGAUGAAGACUGGAUUCCCUCAAGAGGACCACCUCCAGUUGCCGCCCAGCAGUCGUCAUCAUCUGUAGCCUCAUUGGCCAGCCGUCCAACUGCCCAUUUCCAGUCCACCAAUCAAAUGGCUCCUGUUGCUUCUACCACCCAACCACUUCCGUCUUCACACCCCACCGCUGAUUUGGAAUGGCCACCACAAUCUUCUCAUAAAUCUGUAGAUUCUGAUAAACAAGAAGAAAGAAAUGGAGCAGCAUCAAACGGCGGUGGCAGCUUUGAUGAUAUUGACCCCUUUUCCAACUGGCCCCCACCACGCCUUCCUAGUGGGUCAACUGUUUCUUCUGGCCCCCUCAAUGGCAGCACGAUGACCUCUUCUUUUAACUUGUAUGGUCCUAUGAACAGUACUGCAAAUAGCUCCAAUAGCUUUCAAGGGACUUCAAUGUCAAAUUUAGGUGGUGGAGCCUUUAAUUCGCGGCUUGGGGCUUCUGAGAAAGCAUCCAUGGGUGAUAUCAGUUCCAUUUUCUCCAACAAGAGUGAACAAACUGCCGCACCCAGGCUUGCCCCGCCCCCGGCUACUGCUAUUAGUAGAGGAAGAGGUAGAGGGCGGGGAAGUAGUCAGGGACAACUUGGGGCCACCAGCUCAACAUCACGGAAAUCUCAGCCAGUGCAACCAAACCUACUGGAUUUGCUCCAGUAGAAAUAACCAACAAUUGUAAGCUCAUAACUCUCUUCCUAAAAGUGAAAAAUAGUACAUAUCAAAAUUCUUGUAUGGUUUCAUCCCACGCUUAUCUGUGCCUCUGCCUUUUACCAGAAUUGAAGAUAGCCACAACAGGCUCAGCUAGUAUGUUCAUUUGAGAAUGAAAAACUUGUAGAUUAUGUAUUUAUCUUAUUGAUGAGUAGUACUUUUUAUUGAGCAUACAUGCUUUUUUUUUUGUCAUUUUGUGCGAAUUUAUUAAUAUUAUAGCUUUCCAUCAGUAGUUCACAUUUCAUAUUAUUACAGAUUAAACGUGUUGCCUCAACAGUUCAAUAUUUUUUUUUAAACUUGGCUCCCUUUUUA
Messenger RNA from Cuscuta epithymum, 3224 nucleotides. The record is from the annotation of a GenBank genome assembly. NCBI's taxonomy places the organism in Eukaryota, Viridiplantae, Streptophyta, Magnoliopsida, Solanales, Convolvulaceae.